AUGGCGAAUGGACAGUCGUACCAGAUUGGGAAUCUUGUUCAAAAGAUGACCUCUAGUGAUAAGGAUUUUCGCUUUAUGGCAACAAACGAUCUUCUUUCUGAGCUGCAAAAAGAUUCCAUCAAGUUGGAUGAAGAUGCAGAAAAGAAAGUCGUCAAGACUCUGUUAAACUUGCUGAAGGAUACUAACGCCGAAGUUCAGAACUUGGCUGUCAAAUGCCUUGGCCCCCUUAUUACAAAGGUGAAAGAAGCCCAAGCAGACAUUAUCGUUGAUACUCUUUGCGCUAACAUGCUGGGAAAAGAAGAAAUUCUGAAAGAGACUUCAAGCAUUGGACUGAAAACUGUAAUCCUGGAGAUUCCCAUCCAUGCGAAUAACUUGAUCUCCGCCGUUUGCAAGAAGAUUACCGGUAGAAUGAUCAAUGCCGUUUCUCAGGGCGAUGUUUCCCUGCAGCUGGAAUGCCUGGAGAUAUUCUCCGAUUUGUUGUUUCGCUUUGGCCAUGUGAUGAGUCUCUACUACCCGCAGGUCAAAGAUGCCCUGCUCCCUCAACUGGAGAACUCUCGUACGGCUAUCAACAAGCGUGCCAUCACCUGUAUCGGUUUCAUGACCAUCACCUGCAAUGACGCCCUUUACACUGAAAUAAUCAACCACAUUCUGAACCGUUUGAAGAAUAGCGAUGUCAGCAAUGCUAAGAUCUACAUCAACUGCUCUGCAGCCAUCUGCAAGCACUCUGGUCCUCGAAUGGACCCUUACCUCAAGGCGUUCAUUGAUCUGAUUAUCAAGUGUAUCCCAAGCAAUGACGAGGACCUGAAAGAAGCUUGCUUUUUAGCUCUUGAAGUGUAUGUCCGAAGGUGUCCAAAGGAAGCAUCUGUUUACAUUGAACAAAUCAUUAGUUUGAGCUUGCAGUACAUCUCCUAUGAUCCGAAUUACAACUAUGAUGAUGAGAAUGAUGACGAAGAUAUGGAGAUGGACAACGAUGCCGAUGAUGACAAUAACAGCGAUGAAGAUUACAGUGACGACGACGAUGUUAGCUGGAAAGUUCGCCGAAGUGCUGCCAAAGUCCUGGAAACUAUCAUUAUGACUCGUCUUGACAUGUUGGAAGAUUUUUUCCGCAUGAUUUCUCCAGUCAUUGUUUCCCAGUUCAAAGAACGAGAAGAGAAUGUCAAAGUGGAUAUCUUUGCAAUAUACAUUGCCCUGCUCCGUCAAACUAGGGCUAUCAUCAGCAACUCGGAGAAUGGCGCCAAGUUUUUGCAGAUUUUACGUAAUCAAGUUCCCGAUGUGGUUCGCUCUCUUGACCGUCAGUUGAAGGAGAAAAGCGUCAAAACUCGUCAGAGCUGUUUUCAGCUUCUCAGCGAACUGGUCAGCAUUUUACCUAAUGCACUGGCUGAUCCUGACCAGGCCGAUUCAAAGAAGAACUUUCUGAAUAACAUUAUUCCCGGAAUCAUGUACUCGUUGAACAACAACAACUCUACGUCUAGCAUGAAGAUUGAGGCGCUGGCAUUUCUGAACACUUUGCUGAAGACGCACAAGCCUCAGGUGUUUUCCAACUACUUCAACGCGUUGAUCACCGAAAUUAAGAAGGCCGUCACUGAUCCGUUCUACAAAAUCACCUCGGAGGCUUUGCUGGUGCUCACGCAGCUGGUGCCCAUUAUUCGACCUUCGCUUGAGAUUAAGUGCGACUCAAACAUCAUGUCCUACGUUGAGAGCAUGUACAUGAUGACCCUCAUCAAGCUGAAAACUUCCGACAUUGAUCAGGAGGUGAAGGAGCGUGCCAUCACCUGUAUGGCACAGAUCAUCAGCACCUUUGGCGAUGUGAUGCCCAACCUUCAGGAGGUUUUUGCUCUCCUUCUCGAGCGUCUCAAAAAUGAAGUCACUCGACUUACCUGCGUUAAAGGACUCAUUAAGAUUGUCAGCGUCAAGUUUCCAACUCCACUCAAUCUUUCACCUCUGUUGCCGGAAGCAUUUUCCGUAUUGGCUUCAUUCCUGCGACAGAACAAGCGUUCCCUCAAGUUCAAUACUCUGCUGUUGAUUGAUACGUUGUGUAAAAACUACAAUACUUACCAGAACAGUGAGAUUAAUGAGAUUAUCCUCAAUGAGAUGGUUCCUCUGAUUUCCGAGAACGAUCUCUACAUUUCUCAGCUCGCACUCACCACGCUGACUUCGAUGAUUCUGUCGCACAAGGCUUUCCUGGCCAUCAUCCCUCAGUCGAUUCUUCCCGAGGCUUUGCUGCUGAUUCGCUCGCCCCUUCUGCAGGGCACCACCCUCACGGCGAUGAUCAACUUCUUCUGCUCUAUAGUGCAGAGCUCCUUUCCCGGUCUGGACUGCAAUGAGCUGAUCGACAGACUAACGCAAAACAUUCUGAUGCCCACCGGUGGUGGUCACAGUCCUCCGGCCCUCUCUAAGCCGGCCUUCAUCUCCAUCUCCAAGUGCAUUGCCGCCAUCUCACUGCUCAACGAGAAGUCUGCCCUUGCGACUGCCACCAAUCUGAUUCAGCAGAUACGAAACCCGCAACUAACCACUGGUUCCUCUGACUCGGUGCAGCUGUACUCUCUGCUGACUGUCGCUGAGAUUGGCAAGAAGUUGAAUCUGGAGUCGGUGCAUGAGCCGCUGCAGGAGGCCAUUCUCGAGUCCUUCUACUCGGUCAAUGAGGACAUCAAGUCGGCGGCGUCAGUCUGCCUGGGCAGCGUCAGCGUCGGCAACUUGGAGCGUUUUUUACCAUUCGUCAUGAUGAACAUUGCCCAGAAGCAGAAGCGCCAGUACCUGCUGUUGAACGCACUGAAGGAGAUCAUUAGCUGCUCGUCCACUGACAAGAACCUCAUUCAGCACCUGCAGCCUCACCUGCAGUCCAUUUGGGACCUUCUCAUUCAGCAUUCAGCGUCGGAGGAGGAGGGCACCCGGUACGUGGUGGCGGAGUGUCUAGGCAAGUUGGCCCUGCUCAAUCAGAGCGUUCUUCUGCCUGAGUUGUUGAGAAGCCUCAACUCGCAGUCGUCCUUUGUUCGCGAAACGAUCAUCACGGCCAUUCGCUUCACCAUUUCGGACUACCCUCACGAGGCGGACGUCCUGCUGAAGGAGUGCAUGAAGGAGGUGCUGGGCACACUGCAGGACCCUGACAUUAACGUACGCCGCGUAGCUCUGGUCACCUUCAACUCUACGGCGCACAAUAAGCCUUCGCUCAUUCGCGACACCCUCCACGUGACACUACCUCUGCUCUACAAGGAAACCCAAGUCAAGCCCGAGCUGGUGCGCGAAGUAGAGAUGGGUCCCUUCAAGCACACCGUCGACGAUGGUCUGGACCUGCGAAAGGCCGCUUUUGAGUGCAUGUACACCCUGCUCGAGUCCUGUCUGGAUCGAAUUGAAAUGUUUGAGUUUCUCAACCAAGUGGAGGCCGGCCUGAAAGACACCUACGACAUCAAGAUGCUUACCUACCUGAUUCUGAUUCGCCUCUCAGAGGUCUGUCCCUCUGCUCUGCUGCAACGUCUCGACAGUAUCAUCGCCAUUCUCAAAGAAACGUGCACCUCCAAGCUGAAGGCAAAUGCCGUCAAGCAGGAGCACGAAAAGCAGGACGAGCUGCGUCGAUCGGCCAUUCGUGCUUUUGUGUGCAUCUUCAAAAUACCUGAAGCGGAGAAAAACGCUUACGUUGCCGACAUGAUGAACAUGAUCAAGAGCUCGACCGACUUGAAGCCGCUCUUUGAGUCGGUGCAGAACAGCAACAAGAUCAACAACGACGCUUUCUCGCCCAUGGAAGCUCGCGGUCCCAAGAAGCACCUUAAGCGUUUGAAUGCUCCGAAGGCAUGGAUGCUCGACAAGCUCGGCGGCGUCUUCGCUCCCCGACCCUCCUCGGGCCCUCACAAGCUGCGUGAGUCGCUGCCACUUGUGGUGAUGCUGCGAAACCGUCUCAAGUACGCCCUCACUCGCGAUGAGGUCACCAAGAUUGUGAUGCAGCGCACCAUCAAGGUGGACGGCAAGGUUCGCACUGACAUCAACUUUCCCGCUGGAUUUAUGGAUGUCGUCUCAAUCGAGCGAACUGGCGACCACUUCCGUCUGCUCUACGACGUCAAGGGCCGAUACAUUCUCCACAAGAUCACCGCUGAAGAGGCCAAGUACAAGCUGUGCCGUGUGAAGAAGGUCGGCACUGGUCCGAAGGGAAUCCCCUACAUCGUGACCCACGACGGCCGCACCAUCCGCUACCCUGAUCCUCAGAUCAAGAACCUCGACUCGGUGCGCUACGACAUCUCGUCAGGCAAGAUCGUCGACUUCAUCAAGUUCCAGACCGGAAACUUGUGCAUGGUGACCGGCGGCCACAACUUGGGUCGUGUUGGUGUGAUCACGUCUCGAGAGCGACACGUGGGUAGCUUCGACAUCAUUCACAUCAAGGACAGCCUGGGCCACACCUUCGCCACUCGAUCGGCCUACAUUUUCGUCAUCGGCAAGGGCAACAUGCCCUACGUCUCUCUGCCCCGUGGCCGAGGUCUCCGCCUGACGGUGGCCGAGGAGCGAGACAAGCGACUGGCAAAGAAGACCGCCUAA
This is a messenger RNA of Rhagoletis zephyria (snowberry fruit fly), 4521 nucleotides long. Lineage: Eukaryota; Metazoa; Arthropoda; Insecta; Diptera; Tephritidae. The record is from RefSeq and is a predicted model, not a curated record.